AUGGCGGGCGUGGCCACCGCACACUCGUCUGAUGCCCUGCCAUCAACAGAUCAUUCGCAAUGGGAGUUCUCCGUGCCGAUAGGUAACGAUAGCGCUUCACAUUCCUCACGACCCCGCAACUCCCACGAUUCCAAUUCUGUGCGAGUACGCUCCAGCCGAACACGAAAUUCCAAUGGCUCACGCAGCUCCUCCGUCUCCCGCAAUGUCCACGCCCACGAUUCAUCUUACAUGAACUCCAGCCGGAACCGACACGAGCGAAGCCUCAAUCGCCAAGGAAACGAUAUCAGCAACGCGCGGGAUGUCCGUGGACGCGAUGCCGCCGCUAUCAUGAUCGCUGCCGAGGGAGAGGAGGACGAUCAGGAUGAAAUGAAUAGUGAAAACUGGAUUCACCGGGAUAAACUUGCCAAAAUUGAGAGCGAGGAGCUGCAGCAGAUCAUCCGACUCCAGCGACGCAUGACUGAGACCAAGUCAGAGAGUGGACGCGAACGCAGCCAUGAGUCUCGCCAAGGCGGCAACCCAGCAACAGCGCAGAGUGAGGAUUACUCUGAACCGUGGCCCCAGCUUCAGGAGACACAAAACACAGACGAUCAGUACGGAGAGGAGAGGACCGAGUGGGAUCUCCGCCGACCGUCGGUGGUUGCGGCGGACGAGGCAGCGACAGGGAUCUAUUCAAACACGGCCUUGCGCAAGAGUUCUUCACGGAUCCCCAUUGUAAGCCCUUCAGUCCAAGGCCGUGACUCGCGCGGGCCUCGGAGCCGAGCAGCAACCGAGGAAGGUGAGGAGGAGUCUCGUGGCCGCAGAGCGAGUGAACCUGGGGCUGGCACAGAGCCCAAUACGGCCGAUGAACCCACCACUCCGCUACCUGACAGUCGACCAGCCAGCCGUGGAUUCGGCACGACGCCCAACACCCCGAAGAAGACGCCAGCUAAAGCGGGAUCUGCUACCCGCAAGACUUCGGCACCACCUAACAACCGAAAGACCUCUACUGCACGAUCGCGCGCCGUCUCCGGCAACACCACGCAGCGCCCUACAACUCGCUCUGGUGAGAGCCGCCCGACAACUGCAGUCAACAGACCUGAAGGAGAUCCACCGUGGCUGGCCACAAUGUAUAAGCCAGACCCCCGCCUUCCUCCCGAUCAGCAAAUUCUUCCCACCGUUGCCAAGAAGCUGCAGCAAGAACAAUGGGAGAAGGAAGGCCGUACGCCUACUACAUACGACCGUGACUUCGCUCCUCUAGCCGUUCAUCCGAACGACGAACCCCCCAUACCUCCCAAGGAAGAGCCAGAGGAAGAGCGUAUUGAACCGCCUCCCAAGGCGAAAACUCCAGAGCCGCCUCGUCCGGAAACCAGGUCGGGAUACAGUACCAUGCCUAAGGUGCAAGAUACCCCUCCCCUGGGACUGACUCCCAACCCUAACUGGACUCCUCCGAUCGUGACUGCACAGGAGAAGCCGAAGAAGGAGAAGGGAUGCGGUUGCUGCGUCGUUAUGUGA
Messenger RNA from Penicillium chermesinum, 1491 nucleotides. RefSeq lists its product as uncharacterized. NCBI's taxonomy places the organism in Eukaryota, Fungi, Ascomycota, Eurotiomycetes, Eurotiales, Aspergillaceae. The record is from RefSeq and is a predicted model, not a curated record. Bases 1 to 1491 code for a protein of 496 amino acids. The transcript is spliced from 2 exons.